Cuscuta epithymum is the source of this 1655-nucleotide messenger RNA. Lineage: Eukaryota; Viridiplantae; Streptophyta; Magnoliopsida; Solanales; Convolvulaceae. The record is from the annotation of a GenBank genome assembly.
AAAAAAGUUGAUCUCUUUGACAUGGGAAAAAUGAACACUAGCUCACCAGAGGCCAUAUGCUACGAAUAUAAAUACGUCCAUCAUAUCAAAAUAUCAUAUGCAUAACCGCAUAGAAUUCAAACUCAGUCACAAAUCAAUUAGACUAAUCAUGGAAGCAGAAAAUGUUGGAAAUGGCAUUAGGGUGUUGAUGUUUCCAUGGUUGGCUGUAGGGCAUAUCACCCCAUUCCUGGGGCUGGCCAAGAAAUUAUCCCAGAGAGGCUUUUGUAUCCAUCUUUGUUCCACCCCCAUCAACCUUAGUUUCUUCAAAAACAAGAUCCCCCAGAAAUACUCUUCGUCAAUCCAGUUACUGGAACUUCACUUGCCAGAAUUACCAGACCUCCCUCCUCACUACCACACUACCAAUGGCCUCCCACUCCAUCUCCACACCACCCUCCAUAAAGCCCUUGAAAUGGCUGAGCCCACAUUCUCCGACAUCGUGGGAACCAUGAAACCACACUUGCUGAUCUAUGAUUUUCUGCAGCCCUGGGCAGCAGCCAUAGCUAAGUCACAUAAUGUCCCGGCCGUCCAAUUCCCCACUUCAGGUUCCGCCAUGUUUUCCUACGCUUUCCACGCAUUUUUCCGGCAGAACGCCGAGUUUCCUUUUGCGGAACUCUCUCCAAGCAUCUACGACCAAGAGAGGUUAGAUAAGAUAUUAGCUGAACUGAGAAGCAGCAGAAAUGGCAGGGAGGAUAAGAACAUGAUUGUGAUAGGUACCUCCACAGAAAUAGAGGGGAAUAAGUAUUUGGAUUAUAUGAGUGAAUUAGCCGGGUGCAAGACUUUAACACUUGGUACGCUGGUUCAGGAGCAUGAUCAAAAUGAAGGGCGUUUUGAGCCGUUGAUGGAAUGGUUAGGAAAGAAAGAGGAGAAAUCGACGGUAUUUGUUUCCUUUGGGAGCGAGUAUUUUCUGUCAGAUCAUGAUAGGCAUGAGGUAGCCAUGGGGUUAGAGAAAAGUAGGGUGAACUUCAUUUGGGUACUCAGGUUUCCUAAAAAUGCAAGUGAAAUGACGGUAAAACCCCCUAAGAAUCUUCUUGAAACGGCACUGCCAGAGGGCUUUCUUGAGAGGGUUGGAGAUAGAGGGAGAGUGGUGGAAGGAUGGGCCCCACAAUUAAGAAUUUUAUCGCACCCUAGCAUUGGAGGGUUCGUGUGCCAUUGUGGGUGGAACUCUGUUAGUGAGAGUAUUGAAUGUGGUGUUCCAAUCAUAGCCAUGCCCAUGCAUCUUGACCAACCUAUAAAUGCUAAGUUGAUUGUGAAUAUUGGUGUUGGGGUUGAAGUUGUGAAGGACGAUACCGGGAAUUAUCACAGCGAAGACGUGGCUCGAGUUUGUGAUGAAGUUGUUCUUGGAAAGGGUUCAGAAAAUUUGCAGAGGAAUGUGAAAUUGAUGGGUGAAAAUGUAAGGAUUAAAAGCGCGAAAGAGAUUGGUGAAGUUUCUAUAUUGCUUGCACAACUUUGUUGUCCAUAAUAAUAAAACUAUCGUUUAUUGUGACAAUAAAAGUAACACGUUUUAUCAUCUAUUUUUGGUUUAAUUUUUUUCUUGAUUUGAAAUAUCAAACUUGUAUUACAUCUAUGUUCAAUUUUUGGUGAUUAAUAAAAUGUUGAAAUCUAAUUUUUAAAUAUUG